UCGCAGGCAGACGCUGGAUCCCUCCUCGGCUGAAAAGCCCUCCCUGGGUGCCUCUUCAUUUGCUCCGUUGAGCGCCAUCUUAGCGUCUAGCGUGGAUAAAGCGAGCCUGUAACAUACGCCAAAGACUUAAAUGGAAACAGGUGGCGGUAUGAACACUUAAUGAGGGCGCCGCUUUAGGCAGAGGAAGACGUCCCGUUCGGAGCGUCACCAAGCGGGAAGGAGCGGGCAGCUGCUGGUGGAGCGGGCAGAGAAGGGUCUGCUUUCUUGUUAUUUAGCUGGCGAACAGCUAGCAGGUCGGCUAAAUAAGAAGACGUUGAAGAGUGAACAUGCCGCGGGAAAUUAUAACACUUCAACUGGGCCAAUGUGGAAAUCAAAUCGGUUUUGAGUUUUGGAAGCAGCUGUGUGCAGAGCAUGGCAUCAGCCCGGAGGGGAUUGUUGAGGAGUUUGCGACAGAAGGGACAGACAGGAAGGACGUGUUCUUCUAUCAGGCUGAUGAUGAGCACUACAUCCCCCGUGCUGUGCUUCUCGACUUGGAGCCGAGGGUGAUCCACUCCAUCCUCAACUCUCCCUAUGCAAACCUGUACAACCCGGAGAACAUCUACUUGUCCGAGCACGGUGGAGGUGCUGGAAACAACUGGGCGAGUGGAUAUUCACAGGGCAAAAAAAUCCAAGAAGACAUCUUUGACAUUAUUGAUCGAGAAGCAGAUGGCAGUGACAGUUUGGAGGGAUUUGUCCUGUGUCAUUCCAUUGCUGGGGGAACUGGUUCAGGGCUGGGAUCCUAUUUACUGGAGAAACUUAAUGACAGGUAUCCAAAGAAGCUUGUGCAGACCUACUCUGUUUUCCCAAAUCAAGAUGAGAUGAGUGACGUGGUUGUUCAGCCGUACAACUCGCUGCUCACGCUGAAGCGACUCACCCAGAAUGCAGAUUGUGUGGUGGUGUUGGAUAACACAGCUUUAAAUCGCAUUGCCACGGACCGGCUGCAUAUCCAGAACCCCUCGUUUUCACAGAUCAAUCAGCUGGUUUCCACCAUCAUGUCUGCAAGCACCACCACCCUACGCUACCCAGGCUACAUGAACAACGAUCUUAUUGGCCUGAUUGCAUCUCUCAUCCCCACACCCCGCCUCCACUUCCUCAUGACUGGAUACACACCACUCACUACUGACCAGUCCGUUGCCAGCGUACGAAAAACCACAGUCCUGGACGUGAUGAGGAGGCUUCUACAACCCAAAAAUGUGAUGGUGUCCACAGGAAGAGAGCGACAGCCGAGCCACUGCUAUAUCGCCAUCCUUAACAUUAUCCAGGGCGAGGUUGACCCCACACAGGUGCAUAAAAGCCUCCAGAGGAUCAGGGAACGUAAACUUGCCAGUUUCAUUCCCUGGGGUCCUGCUAGCAUCCAGGUAGCUUUGUCAAGGAAGUCCCCAUAUCUGCCCUCAGCCCACAGAGUCAGUGGUCUGAUGAUGGCCAACCACACAAGUAUCUCCUCUCUGUUUGAGCGGACUUGCCGGCAGUACGACAAGCUACGCAAGCGCGAGGCCUUCCUGGAGCAGUUCCGCAAGGAGGACAUUUUCAAGGACAACUUUGAUGAGCUGGACAACUCCCGCGAAGUCGUCCAGCAGCUGAUAGAUGAAUACAGCGCAGCUACGCGGCCAGACUACAUUUCCUGGGGCACGCAAGAACAGUAAACGGACCUUUUUGUUUUGCACCUCAGUCCCAACAGCACACAUGCCUAGCUAGUUAACUGUAACUCAAUUCUUGUUCCUUUACUCCCACACACAUAAGCCUCUCCUUAAUAGACUAAUAGACUUAUACCGUGUUUCUGUUAGACACUGUUGUACUAUACCAAAAAAUAUAAGUCAACUGGAAAAGUCACAAAGCCAGUUUAUAUAAUAAAACAAUCCUUAACUUAAUAGUUAUUAUUAAAGAUGGAGUACUUAACUUUGUAACGUUGCUCAAAAUAAUCUGAAACUUUCUACAGUGUCACCGUUUCGUUCCAAUUUUAUAAAAUACUUUGUGUCCUCAGUUUGAGGUGAAAUCUUGCUUAUGGCCUUGAAUAAUGGAUAAUGAGUCAAACUGUCUGAAUGCAUUGCAUGAUAAAAGUAGGUUUUUCUAUUUCACAUUUCUGGCACAGUGCGUGUACCGUCUGCUGCUGACACAUGGCUCAUUAUAUAUCGCUGUAUGAGACAAACGAGACUGUCAAGUUGAAGUUGGCUCCAGGCCAAAGAAGUGGUGGUAAACAUACCUUCUAUUUAAAUUGAUCUUUUACCAGCACUUGACAUCUGUAAUAAGACGCUGCACAGAUGAAGAGGGCUGGAUCUCAUUCUAACACAUCUCUGUGCCUGUAAAUAUACCUUUGUUGGCUGGUCUGUACUGUCUUUUCUCAUUGGACCUGUUUAAAAUGAUGAAUAAUAAACACAUUGCUUUUU
Betta splendens (Siamese fighting fish) is the source of this 2423-nucleotide messenger RNA. RefSeq names its product tubulin, gamma 1 (gene tubg1). Bases 327 to 1682 code for a protein of 451 amino acids. Gene Ontology annotation, biological process: microtubule nucleation; mitotic sister chromatid segregation; meiotic spindle organization. NCBI's taxonomy places the organism in Eukaryota, Metazoa, Chordata, Actinopteri, Anabantiformes, Osphronemidae. The record is from RefSeq and is a predicted model, not a curated record. The transcript is spliced from 12 exons. Gene Ontology annotation, cellular component: spindle; cytoplasm; microtubule. Gene Ontology annotation, molecular function: structural constituent of cytoskeleton; GTP binding.